This is a messenger RNA of Vanrija pseudolonga, 3690 nucleotides long. RefSeq names its product Putative urea carboxylase (gene lamA). Gene Ontology annotation, molecular function: ATP binding; metal ion binding. The transcript has 5 exons. The record is from RefSeq and is a predicted model, not a curated record. NCBI's taxonomy places the organism in Eukaryota, Fungi, Basidiomycota, Tremellomycetes, Trichosporonales, Trichosporonaceae. The coding region runs from base 1 to 3690 and encodes 1229 amino acids.
AUGGCCUCCCCCAAGCCCAACACAAUGACCACCGCCCCCAAGGUCCUGAUCGCGAACCGCGGCGAGAUCGCGCUGCGUAUCCUGCGCACGGCGCGCAAGCUCGGCAUUCCGACCGUGGCCAUCUACACGCUCGUCGACGCCGACACGCCCGUCGUGCACCAGGCCGACGAGGCGCACAUCAUCGGCGACGGCUCCAACCCCCGCGGAUAUCUUGACAUCGACGAGAUUGUGGCUAUCGCCAAGAAGAGCGGGGCGACCAUGGUCGCGCCGGGGUACGGGUUCCUGUCUGAGAAUGCUAGCUUCGCCAAGGCCAUCGAGGCCGCAGGCAUCACGUUCCUCGGCCCCACGCCCUUCCAAAUGACGUCGAUGGGACUGAAGCACGAGGCGCGCGCCGUCGCCAUCAAGGCUGGCGUGCCCGUCGUCCCCGGAAGCGAGGGCACGAUCGAGACGCUGGAGCUUGCGCUCGAGUGGGCGGCGAAGAUCGGAUACCCCGUCAUGCUCAAGGCGAGCGCCGGCGGCGGUGGCAUGGGAAUGACUGUGUGCAAGAACGAACAAGAGCUCAAGGACAACUUUGAGGCGACGCGGCAGAAGGGCGAGACCCUCUUCAAAGACUCAACCGUCUUUCUCGAGAAGUACAUUGCGCGGGCACGACACGUCGAGGUCCAGAUCUUCGGAAACGGCGAGGGCCAUGUCAUUCACUUUGGCGAGCGCGAGUGCUCCGUUCAGCGGCGACACCAGAAGGUUAUCGAGGAGACGCCGUGCCCAUUGUUCCUCUCCGACCUCGGCAAGAAGACCCGCGAGCGCAUGUGCGCUGCCGCCGUGGCCCUCGGCCAGACGAUCAACUACCGCUCGGCCGGCACGGUCGAGUUUGUGCUCGACGACGAGUCGCCAAACUACGAUUUCUACUUCCUCGAGCUGAACGCGCGUAUUCAGGUCGAGCACCCCAUUACCGAGGUUGUCCGCCCGGGGCUGGACCUGGUCGAGCUGCUCAUCCGCCAGGGCCUGGUGCCGAACCACUCGCUGCCGGCUGCCGAGCUCGACCAAGCGCGCUGGGCGCCGUUCGACGGGCACUCGAUCGAGGCGCGUAUCUACUGCGAGAACCCGCUCGCCGGCUUCCGCCCCUCCCCCGGCCGACUGCAGCUCGUCGAGUGGGCGGAUAUCGGCGAGCGCGGCCGCAUCGAUACCUGGGUCAAGACGGGCACUAUGGUGUCGCCAAACUACGACCCCAUGAUCGCCAAGGUCAUCGUGUGGGGCAAGGACCGCGACGCGGCGAUCAAGCAGCUCGUCAAGGUGCUCUCCGAGUCCAAGAUCGCGGGGCCGACAACCAACCUCCACUACUGCCGCGCGAUCCUCGAGUCGGACGCGUUCCAGAAGGGCGCAGUCACGACCGUGUACCUCGACAGCAUGCCCUACGAGCCGCCUGUGAUGGAGUUCAUUCAGCCCGGUCUCUCGACGACGGUGCAGGACCUGCCUGGCCGCUUCGUCGGCCUCGGUAUCCCCCGUGGCGGCGCGGCCGACAUGCUCGCGCUCCAGGCUGCCAACGUGCUGGUCGGGAACGACCCCAACGCCGAAGGGCUGGAGAUGACGAUGAUGGGCUCCAAGAUCAAGUUCCACUGUGCCGCGACGAUCGCCAUCACUGGCGCCGAGAUGAAGGUCACGAUCGACAAGCAGGAGGUGCCCAUGUGGGAGACGCUCAAGAUCGCCAAGGGCAGUGUGCUCUUCGUCGGCUCGGCGAACGGUCACGGCCUAAGGAGCUACCUCGCGAUCCGGGGCGGCCUGCCCACCAUCGCGCCGUACAUGGGCUCCAAGUCGACCUUUGCCGGCGCGUCGCUCGGCGGAUCGCAGGGCCGCGCGCUGUUCGCCGGCGACAUGCUGGACAUUGACCUCGACUCGGCCAACUUUGACCGCAAGCUGUCGAUCCCGCCCGCUAGCCGUCCCCAGCUCGGCUCGGUGUGGGAGCUCGAAGUCACCCCCAGCGCCCAGUGGGACGAGGAGUUCAUCACGCUGCAGGGCAUGAAGAACAUGCUCGACGCCGAGUGGACCGUCACCCCCGCCUCUAACCGCAGUGGCCUGCGUCUCGAGGGCCCCCUGCUCGACUGGGCACGCUCGUCGGGUGGCGAGGGAGGCAGCCACCCCAGCAACCUCAUCGACCAGGGCUACGCCUUUGGUGCGCUCAACUUCAACGGCGACACGCCGGUGCUCUUCGGCGUCGACGGCCCCGACAUGGGCGGCUUCUCGUGCGUCCUCACCGUUGCGCGUCCCAGCAUGUGGAAGCUCGGCCAGAUGCGCCCCGCCGACAAGGUUCGCUUUGUGCUUGUCACGCGCCAGGACUCGGAGGAGCUCGAGACGAGCCACAACACGUGGCUCAACGCGCUCAUCGAGGAGAGCGAUGCCUCGGCGUACGCCCCGUCGGCCAAGGCCAAGCCGGUCGACGACUCUGCGUUCGUCUCCACGUCCGUCCUCUACACCCGUGGCGAUGUCACGGUCCGCGAGGCAGGCGACGAGUUCAUCCUCUUUGAGGUUGGCGAGAUGACCUUUGACAUGCGGGACCGCGUCAAGGUCGAGCUGUGGGAGCGCGGCCUCCGCGCCAAGAAGGUCCCCGGCAUCGUCUACUUCAACACGUGUGUCCGCUCGUCGCUCAUCCACUUUGACCCCAAGAUCAUCUCGAUGGAGCAGCUCGUCAAGGUUGUGGUCGACGCCGCCAAGGGCCUCGACGACGUGACCAACGUCGAGAUCCCCAUGACGGUCUGGAAGAUGCCCGUCGUCCCGAACGACAGGUGGACUCGCGCCGACAUUGAGUACUACAUGAAGUCUGCGCGCAAGGAGGCCGUCUACCUCCCCGACAACUGCAAGUACCUUGCGCGUAACAACGGCCUGCCCGACACGGCGGUUACCGACGCGCUGCUCGGCACGCCGUGGUUCAUUAUCGCGCUCGGCUUCUUCGUCAUGCUGCCCUUCCACAUCCCGCUCGACCCGCGCUUCCGCCUCCUGGCGCAAAAGUACAACCCGUCGCGCGUCAAGACGACCGAGGGCGCCAUCGGUCUCGCGGGCGUCAUUGCGUCAAUCUACCCGAUCGAGUCGCCCGGCGGAUACCAGCUCCUCGGGCGCACGCUCACCACCUGGCGGCCCUGGAACGAGAAGCCCUGCCUCGUCAACAGCUUUGACCAGAUGGAGUUCUUCGAGGUCACCGAGGACGAGUUUGUCCAGAUCGAGGCGAGCUACAAGGCCGGCAUCUACCAGCCCGAGUCGCGCCAGUCCGUGUUCAACAUGAAACAGUACCUCCAGUGGAUCGACGGCAUGCAGGACGAGAUUGACGCGUUCAAGGCCAAGCAGAAGGCCGCGAGCGAGGAGGUCGCCAAGGAGGAAGCAGUCCUCUUCGCCAAGUGGACCAAGGAGAAGGAGGAGGAGGCCAAGGCCAUCGCGGCACAGCAGGCCGCAGGGGGCGGCAAGGCCUCCGCGUCAGAGGGCACGCCUAUCCAAGCACCCCUCUCGGCGAACGUGUGGAAGUUCUACGUCAAGCCAGGCGACAUCAUCGAGGACGACGACCAGCGCAUCGUCGAGCUCGAGGCCAUGAAGACUUCCGUGUGGGUCACGCCGGGCGAGGAGACCAAGGGCAAGAAGGUGGUGUCGUUCGCAGUCAAGGAGGGCGACGCGGUUGCGCCGGGCCAGGUUCUCUUGUAUCUCGAGUAG